Molecule: messenger RNA, 2005 nt
Organism: Haliotis rufescens (red abalone)
Lineage: Eukaryota; Metazoa; Mollusca; Gastropoda; Lepetellida; Haliotidae
Exons: 3
Coding region: 334-999 (221 amino acids)
Cellular component (GO): extracellular region
Molecular function (GO): chitin binding
Source: RefSeq, a predicted model, not a curated record
GUUUACGUCAGCAGCUGCGGCAAUAUAACUAGACAAGACGAUGCAGGUGUUUAUAGGAUGAGCCUCCCACUGAUUCAGUACCUAUACAAUAGCAGUAUUUGUUCAUGAACAGUUACUGUAGGGAAGUCAUUAUAGAAUAUCUGGCACAAGCUGGGAGAAUUCCUUGACUGCUUGUGGUCAUCUUUAAUCUCGGGACUACAAGGAUUUGUUUGGAAAUCACUGUUAGAUUCUCCUUGCUCCUGAGAUCUGAGAUCUCCAUGUUAUCUUAAGUUGUGGAAGGAGCUAUAGACUGAGAAAAUUGAUGUCAUCAUAAGUGAGCGAUAUUCACUGAACAUGUUCCUGUGGUCAGUUAUUCUGACUACAAUGAUAUAUGCCAGCUUGGCCUGCAAUCCAGACUUCUGCAUAGGUAGAGCAGAGGGCGAGUUUUUCUGUGACCCUGCUGACAGUGCCUCCUACUAUCGGUGUGUUUUUAGCAAAGCCUUUCACUUCACCUGUGGGGCUGGUACUGUUUAUGACGGUAGAACAUGUAACUGGCCGAACACAGCAUGCAUAACUAGCCCUGUGCCCGACCCCGUGCCAGGUGAGGUUGUAGGCGGGAUCUGUGUACCCAUUGCGGGAACAGGCACAACCGGAAGUGCUGGUAAUAUUGAAACCACUCUUGCCAUCGAAACUACGGAAACGACCGGAAGUGCAAGUAGCCUCGGAACCACGGCAAUGCCGUCCAGCACUGAAGGUAGCGAACAAGGUGUAUUCUGGGGCUUCUAUAGAAGGUAUCCAAACACGAGGAGCACAUGUACACUGACACAGAAGAUCCUGGUGGCCAGGCCGAUACCAUGUGGGUCUGCAUGUUCAAUCACAGAAGGCUGCACUGGGUUUAAUCUUUACAGAUCUCCCAGUAACGUGGUGGGCGGCAAGCGCUAUGAAUGCGAGCUACUCAAAUGUCAGAAUGAUCACAUGCUAUCUGGCAUAGCAGGACACCACUAUUAUGACCAACUGUAGAAAGCUAACAGUCAUUACCCUUUACACAUACGCCAGGUGACUGGGGUGUUGUGCUGGCGUAGGAAGAGGACCUGGCAUACGAAGAUGACUGUACCGGUGGCUUAAAAGAAUUAUAUUUUAUGGUUAUUUCAAAUCAAUAUAUGUGAUACAUUUGAACAAAUAUGUGAACUUUGGGAACAGGACAUAAAGACAUAAAGUAAACUUUCCUAUGGACACCAAUUGUACACCUCCUUGAUGAUCCUUGUUUUAUGCACACGAGUCUGAGUUUCCUUGUCAAAACAAGGGAAUUUAGCCAAGACGUUGGGCUACGCUUUGGGUGUAUCGAUGAUCUGAUAUCGUUCAAUACUAGUCAUAAAAACAAUUCCCUUCCCCUGUUUUACCCACCGGACCGAGACACGAUGGAGAAUAUGUUUUCGAGUUUUUGUAUUGGGUGUACAGUCGACUCACCUUUGCUGCGGAUUUCUCACUAAUUAAUCAAUAAAUUUUGAUUCUUUGCAAAAACGUGACAUUCACACCUCUAAACACACAGUACCACGUAUUUUAGUAAAUGUUCACAUCCUGUUGAAUAUUGACUAGAAUCCUUCCUCUCAUUACAACAUAAUCUAACAAAGGUCUCGCUUAGGCCUUCAACACUGAUGUCGGUAUUCUGUUACUUAUAUGUGCUUUUUCUUUGAUUCAGUGACAAGUAUUCAUUUCACCGUCGUUCAGGAAGCUUAUGUGUGUAGUUUACCGUACAUCUAAACACCUGUUAAUAGUGAUUAAAUAUCAACAGGAUAGGCCCAUUUAUAAAAAAGGCAAGAAUAGGUGAAUCCUAAGUACGUAAUGUUUAUGUUCGAUUGAUUUUUUUUAUCAAAAAUGAGGGAAGUAUUUACCCUUGGUGCUGCUUUGAAUGUGUUAAUGCCACACUUAACUUGUACCUUAAAGCUCUGCUAGAAAUGUAUUACCAUGUAUCACCUUUGUACAGAAAUGUCAGGCAAAAGAGGAAAUCAGAUGGAAGGAAUGUGUU